Tetrahymena thermophila SB210 is the source of this 3936-nucleotide messenger RNA. RefSeq lists its product as hypothetical. The record is from RefSeq and is a predicted model, not a curated record. The transcript has a single exon. NCBI's taxonomy places the organism in Eukaryota, Ciliophora, Oligohymenophorea, Hymenostomatida, Tetrahymenidae.
AUGAAACUUUCUUUUGUAUCAGCAUAGAGCCAAAAUAGCGUAAUUUUCUCUCCUACAUAGAGUUAUGCUGUUUAAUCGUUUAACAAUACUUCGAAAAGCACUGAUACUGCAACUUAAUAAUUAGCUAAUUAAUAAAAGUAGCAGUUAAAAGGAUAAAAUAAUUUUGUUUCUUUUUAAAAUAUUUAAAUAAACUCUCCGCCUAACAACAAAAUGAAUGAAAAUAAGUAGCUUAGUCUUUCUUACAAAAGUUUACUACUUUAAAGUCCAAACCAGACUACCUAAAUUAGUACUGUCAGUGGCAGAGAUAAUUUUUAAAAAAACUUAAGCAAUAGCUUCACAAAAUCUCCAAAACAAGUAACUUUUAGUGAUGAUAAAAAUGACCUGUAGAAAUUUACCUAAGAUGUUAUAAAUCCUUACAAUUUAAGAGAGGCCAGAUAAAGACAAUAAUAUCCUCUAUUGUAGCAGCAGCAGCAACUUUCAAAAUCAGACAAAAUUUUGGUUGAAGAAAACAUUCAAAAUGAUAAUAGCAACUACAGCAAUAAAAAUGCACUUUUUUUAAUACCUAAGAGCUAAAUCUAAAAUUCAUCAGAAGAAUUGACUUAAGAAAGCAGUGAGAAAUAAUCAAUAAAUUAGAACUAUACUGGCUUUAAAUACAAUAAAAAUUAAAAUGAUGAAUAUGAAAUUAGCAAACAUAACAAGGGUUAUUUCUUAUCCAAUAAUUGUGUAGGAGAAAGAAGUGUGAUUAAAGAGGUAACAGAAGAGGAUUCUGAUAUCAAAGCGAAGAUAAAUCAUGAAUAAAAUAGCGAAUUUGAAGAAAGUAGUCCUAAAUUUGAUUUACUGUAGCAAAGCUUGAUGAAUAAGGAAUACAUGGAAUUUAAAAAUCAACAGCAAUCUGUUUUCAAGUUACCAACUGCUUAGGAGAAUAUUGAUAAGUAGGAGCAAAUUAAGAAUGUUAUUGUUGGAAACAAAAAGAUUUCUAUGAUAAAGAAUAACAUAAAAAAUAGACUUGCAGAGCUUGAAAAGAGAAUCGAAGAUGCAAAUAAAAAUAAUGGAGAACUCCACGAGCAGCUAGAUAAAAUAGAUAACCAUAAUCUUUAAGAAAGCACAAGCGAGUUAGAAGACUUUAGCAAUAAUAAUAGUAAAUUUAUGAAAUCUUUUUCUCAAAACAAAGAUAUUGAUAGCAAUAAAAUCACUCCUCGCAUUUCAAACAACGAUGAACAGCAUUAAUUAAAAUCUAAUUAGAUUAAUUAAAAUACUCAGCUAUUUCAAAAAACCAUCAAAUACGAAAAUUUAAAUUAAAAUCCUUAUCUUAAUCAGCAAUCCAAUAACUUUGCUACUUAAAAAAAUAUAUUUGAAAAUAGAGAGCUAUAGCAAAAUAUUCAUGAAAAUUCUCUUGUUUCUUCAAAUAUAAAUAAUAGCAGAAGACACAGUUAGGAGGGAAAGCAAAAUGUAAUUGAUUAAAGCAAGUAAUUUAGAAAUAAUGAUUAAAAUAGAGAAAAUACAUAAACCACAUCUAGAGAUGAUCAAUCUAAUAUUUCUGCUUUAGUUAGAGAUUUCUCACACAUAGCUGAUAAUAAAAAGGUCAAUGACUCUUCUUAUCAUAACAAUUAAAAUUCUUUCAGCAUCGCUUCCGAUUAUAAAAAAUAAUUUAUCCCAUUUUAAGAGAAUUCAAAGCCAAUUUAAUAGUCUCUUCCUUAAAGUAGCUCAGGCACUAAUGUAAACUAGUAAGCUUAAAAUUUGCCUCCUUACCACCAUCAUCAUAACUUUUCUUUCAGAGAUAGAAAUAUUAAUUCAGAAAACGAUAGAUAUUUAAGUAAUAUUGAAUAGAAAAAAGAAAAAAAUGACGACGAAUUUACUAAAUACUAUAUUAAUGUCUAAUAAAAAAUAAAAGAAUAUAAGGAAAAUAGCAUCAAUUCUUCAAAACAGCUAAAUCAAUCUAACGAAAACAGUCAAGAAUAAAUUAGAUAAGAAUUGUUGAACAAUAGCUAGAAUAAAUAUAUUUAGAGCGAUUAAUUAAAGCUUAAUGAUAAUAAAGAUUUGAUAAGAUCUAUGGCAGGAUGUAAUAAUAAAAAUGAUGGAAUAAAUGGAUUUAGAAGAGGUUAUCAACUAGAUAAAUUUAUGAGAGAUCAAUAAAUAGUUCAAAAUAAAAGAACUCAAUAAAAUUAUGAUAGAAGUAGAAAAAGUUAUUAAAAAUCUAAAUCACAUUCUAAAGAUUUAAAUGAUUAGAACGAGUUGAAUAAUAGCAAUUUGAGCAAAACAGCUAGCUUAAAUAGGUCUAGUUCUGAACUCAAAACAAUGCUGAACGAUGACCUUAAUCGCUCACUGAACAAGCAUUAAUAGCUGAAAUAAAUUAAAGAUUAAAUAGUAGAUGAAAUAGGAAAAUAAAAAUUAAGAUUGAGCUUUGAAAAAUAAGGAAAAACAUAAAUUCUCAAUGAUUCUAUGGGAAGGGAGCAAUUAAACAGUAAAUCGUAGCAGAAUAAUAGUUGUAAAAUUUAAAUUUAUAGCAACUGCAAUAAUUUGAGUAGCAGCUUUACUAAUAAGUCAGAUUAUUCUAAUUAAGUUUAUAAACAAAAUAACUAACAAACUCAUUUUAUUAAUCAAGAUGCAAAUACCUAUCAAAAUAUUCUUUAAAGUGAAUAGGAUAGCAAGUAAUAAACAUCGACUUUAUAAAAAUAGCACUCACAAAACUCUUUCACUUAAUAAUAAACACCAUCAUCUUCGUCACAAAGAAACAACUCUUUUAAAGUAAAAUCUCAUGAAAAUCAAAUAAAUAAUUCAAGCAAUAACAUUAGUAAACAAAAUUAUAAUAAUUAUUUGAAAGAUAUUUAAAAUAACUCUUCAAGGUCUGCUUUAGAAACACAUAAUUUUACAGAUAGAUUAGAAAAUGGAAAUAUUCCUUCUGGACAAUAACAAGAAAAUGUAAUUGGCUGUAAAAAUGAUACAAAAGAAUUAGAAAAGUAAACAUUUUUAGAGAAUGUUAAGGAUCAAGCUAAUCAUGAUAAAAAUUAGUAUGAUUUUAAAGAAAACAAAUUAUACUAAGCAGUUAAAAAUUAGUUAUAAGAAAAAGCUGAUAGUUAGAAUAUCGCUAACAAAUCAACUGCGUAAGUUACUAAAUUAGAAAACAAACCUUUGUAAGAAAAGGUUAAUGAUGUUGAAUAUAAUAACAGUAAGCUAAACCAUACAAAUAAUUCUUACAAUCAAAGCGAUGUCAGCUUUUCAUAGAAUAAAGGAAGGCUGCUUGUGAGAAGUAUUGCAGACUUCUAAGUAGGUAGCGAAAAUAGUAAAAAUUUAGUUAAAGAGCAAGUUGUGUUUAAGAAAAAAAUAAAUGAAAUACAGUAAGAAAUAAAUGAAAAGGAAUCUUAAAUGAAACUGUAAAACAAAAUCACUGAAUGCAUAAAUAUUUACUAAAAUUAAAAAAAGAAUGAGUAAAUGCUUUAGGCAAGUAACAGAUAGAGGUCUCCUUACAAUUCCUCUAAUAAUUUCUUUAAUUCCUCUUUGAAUAAUUAGUAAUAUCUAAAUAAAACCACUUAAAAUACUCUUACAGGUCUCAAUCACACUGAUUUGGAAAUACCAAGUCAGAUUGAUCAAAAUAAAAUGACAAACCUUUCAAUGAGCGUUAGUUUUGCAUCUCCUAACUAAAGAAGCUUAAGCAGAUCAAAGAAGAGUGUUAGAUUUUUGAAUCCAUAAGAUGACAAAUAACUUGUAAAUAGUAUUGAAAAAGCAAAAAAAGCUAAAUAUUAAGAAAAAGUAAAGAAUAUAAUAAGUUAGAAAGUACAUAACUGGCUAAAUAAACCUUCUAAACCUUAAAUGGUAUUCAACGAUUCUAAAUACAGGAUAAACAAUAAGUAAAACAACAACAACAAUAACAAAUAGCUAAACUCCUCCUCUACAUUACCAAAGAAUUGUUAUAUUCCUCAAAAUAUUUAUUAAAAGUGA